CACCGCAGCCCAAAGUUACGAUGCAGUCCGAGAUAACUGAGGUAUUCGGGCAGUUAAACCACUUUCCCAGCCCUCUCGCAGCAUCCGUCUCUGUGUACCCUGAAGCAACAACUGGCUCCGUAAACAAACACAUUUCAGUAUCCACUGAGUGGAAUCAGUGCGAGUCAGGCAGGGCGGCCAGAUUGCGGUUCUCUCAGCACUGGACCCUACAGUGUGACAGGGGAACAGUGCUACAAAUUUUACCAUCAGGACCAUGUAUGCACACUCAAGGAGAGUUGCUAAGCAGUCAUUCAGCCUCUGGAGAACUGCGAGCAGUUGUCAGGGAAACCAGUGGUUCUGGUGCAGGACGGCAGUACUUGGAGGUGUGGGGUAAGCACGGUCUGGUGAAAAGUCUGGAUCUCACCUCUCUAAACAGACACGGAAAAGUCUAUGAGGAUGCUCAGUUUGCUUGCCUUGAUUGGUCGCCAUGUGAACAGAAGUUACUGUACGUCGCUGAAAGAAAGAGACCAAAGGUGGAGCCGUCAGGAGAUUCAGCGUCUAUGGCGAGUAAUGACGGCUCAGAGACAAAAACGACAGACAAGGACAGGAGUGUGUAUGUGGAGGACUGGGGAGAGGGGCUGGUGGGGAAAAGUACUUCUGUGCUGUGUGUGGCUGAUUUAAGGAAAGGAGAAGUGACUGUUCUGGAAGGUCCUCCUCUUCAGGUGUCUCCCGGUCAGGGUCUGUGGGCACCUGAUGGGCGGGGUGUUGUUUUUGUGAGCUGGUGGCACGAACCAUUUCGACUGGGUUUGAAGUUCUGCUCCAAUCGCAGAUCGGCUCUUUUUUAUCUUGACCUGACGGGAAACUGCGAACCCCUGUCCAGUGACUGUGUUUCGGUGCUGUGUCCUCGAUUCAGUCCUGAUGGCCGUUGGCUGGUGUACCUGCAGGGCCGAGUGUUUGGACCUCAUCGCCAGUGUCUCAGUCUGUGGCUGUAUAACUGGGAGAACAGAACGACCUCUGUGUUGGUGGAUGUAGUGAGGAGAGCAGAGAGAGGAGAGUUCGCCGGUUUGUACGAUUCUCUCCCAACUCGCUGCUGGUCCUCAGACAGUCAGAGGGUUGUCUUCAGCACCGUCCGAGAGAAUUGGAGGGAGAUUUACACUGUGGACAAAGACACUGGCAGAGUAACACGUCUCUCUAACAGUGUUGAGUUUGGCAGUUGGAAGCUGUUGACGAUAGAUCAGAAUUUAAUGGUGGCCUCUUGCUCCUCACCCAACAGACCAUCAAGCCUGGUAGUGGGGUUUCUGCCGGGUAACUGUGAGGCGGAGGGUGUGGUCUGGUCUCCUCUGGGUGACUCUGGUUCUUCCAUUGACCUGGACUGGACGACCCUGGAGGUCACGCCGGGGUCAGAGGAGGAAAACGCUCAGUUCUCUGGUUUGCAUUUUGGGGCUUUGUUGCUGAAACCCUGUCGCUCUGCUUUGAAUAAGAAGUUUCCUGUCGUAGUCUUUAUUCAUGGUGGGCCUCACUCCACAUUCUCAGCUGAAUGGAAUGUCACAGCUGCGGCUUUGAUCAAACUGGGGUUUGCUGUAUUAAUGGUGAAUUACCGUGGUUCCACAGGAUAUGGCCAGGACAGCAUUGAGUCUCUCAUUGGAAACAUUGGCAGUCAGGAUGUGAAAGAUGUUCAAAGGGCAGUGCUGCAUGCCCUACAGACUGAUACGACCCUCGAUCCCGAAAGGGUGGUGGUUAUGGGUGGGUCACACGGGGGCUUCCUGGCCUGUCAUCUGAUUGGUCAGUAUCCGAAGUUCUACCGAGCGUGUGCGGCACGGAACCCAGUCAUCAACGCGGCGACUCUGCUUGGAACCAGUGACAUUGUCGACUGGAGAUACUCCUCUAUUGGACUGCAAUACAAUUACAGCCAGCUACCCACUGCAGAUGCUCUAUCCAUCAUGCUGCAGAGAUCACCUAUUGCCCACGCUGCACAGAUUUGUGCCCCAGUGUUGCUGAUGUUGGGUGGGAAGGAUAAGAGAGUCUCCCCUUACCAGGGCCUGGAGCUCUACAAAGCCCUGAAGAGCCGGGAGUCUCCUGUUAGGUUGCUGUGGUUUGCUGAAGACGGCCACUCUCUCUCUAAAGUGAGCACUCAAGUCAACUGCUUCCUCAACAUUGCCCUGUGGUUCCAGGAGCAUCUUAACAUGACAUAACUGUUUACUGCUCAACACAAAAACAUCUUAACACAUCUUAAAAACACAUCUUAAUCUCACAUAACUGUCUACUGCUCGGCACUCAGCACAUAAAAACAGAUGGUCACACCCAGAGCUAGGAAAACAGAAACGCACAAUUCUCCUUGCGUUAGUCAACCUUACAAUGACCUUAUUGCUUUGAUCUACAGGCUCUGUCUUCGGGAGUCUAAUAACCUAACUGUACUUCUACAGAAGUACAAGAGGAAUCAGUGUUGAUUUCGGACGUUUCCCCAGUUUGUACACCAGGGGGCAGGCCAGCCCGCAUUGUGCUUAGACGCUGUCAUCUCAGUACAAUUCAGGAUAAUGUAAUCCUGAUUAUGGCUGUAAAACUUCCUGUAAAAGCUAAACUGAUCAUUUGUAUAACAAAAGCUAAACUAUCAGUAUGUUGUUUGAUAAUUUUAAAAUGUUCCAAUCAAAUGUUUAGAUAUG
Messenger RNA from Chanos chanos (milkfish), 2639 nucleotides. It is a transcript of the gene apeh2, whose product is annotated as S9 family peptidase. Gene Ontology annotation, molecular function: serine-type endopeptidase activity. NCBI's taxonomy places the organism in Eukaryota, Metazoa, Chordata, Actinopteri, Gonorynchiformes, Chanidae. The transcript is spliced from 21 exons. The record is from RefSeq and is a predicted model, not a curated record. Gene Ontology annotation, biological process: proteolysis. Bases 21 to 2171 code for a protein of 716 amino acids.